Trametes versicolor FP-101664 SS1 is the source of this 1020-nucleotide messenger RNA. RefSeq lists its product as uncharacterized. The record is from RefSeq and is a predicted model, not a curated record. The transcript is spliced from 5 exons. NCBI's taxonomy places the organism in Eukaryota, Fungi, Basidiomycota, Agaricomycetes, Polyporales, Polyporaceae. The coding region runs from base 1 to 1020 and encodes 339 amino acids.
AUGGCGACGUUCACUCUUACCGUUAACAUCGCUAGUGCCGAUAUUACUGCCCUCAAACAGGUUGGCUAUAACCUCUGCAUUGCAAAGAAGGUUAACAACACUUACAACACCGUCUGGAGAGGAGGCAGCUUCCUCGCCCGCAACACGUUCCAAUGGACUAGCAGAUAUGCGGUUUUCGGGACAGAGACCUUCGCAGAGGGCGCAUUGGUCACCGCAGCGACUGAAAGCCCCGAAAUCAAGUUUGGCCAGACCGUGCUGCUCGACGAGAACGGCGUCAUGAACAACCCUACGGGUUCGCCCAACUCGUCUGGAACCUUCACAGUGGACAAUGAGUACGCGGCGCUGAACAUCGGCGUCAUGGGCUACCUCGGCGGCGCAUUCUCCCCCAUCUUCGUCAGCCCGUCCCAAGUCGUCACCGGGCCCGUCAACCUCACGCCCGUCGAGAGCGUGCUCGUCUGGUUCGACGCGCAGCACACGACGAGCACUAUCAUUGUCGAUUCAGUCAGCAACACGAUCGAGGUUGAUUUCACUGGGGGCUAUGCGUCCCGCUCUGUCACGUACACCAGCACGCCCGGCCGCCCGGGCACGGGCGCGUGGGCGCUGGACAGCCAGCUCCGGCUCUCUGCGACGUAUAACCCCACGACGAACUUGUUCGCGGUUGAACGGCCGAGCGCGCAGCUCCUGCUCAAGAUGGCGAGCAUCAUCAACGCGGAUGACGCGGCCGGCGACGCAACCGUUUUCAAGACUACCGUCGAGUUCAACGAAGCCGACACGCAGGGUGUCGUGGAGGCGUUCAAGCAAUACGCCCAGGACGUGCGUCCACAUGGCCUCUCGGAAUGGGACGUCUCGGUGGAAGAUGACAAAGUGGUCAUGCGCCUGGCGAUGGAGGACGAAGGCAACGACCCCGCUGAGGCUGCGCGAGAGAUUCCGUACAAGUUCUUGAGUAUUCUUCACGGGUGGACCGGUCCCCAGUAUAAGAAGCUCACCUUUGAGGCUCCGCAUGCCGACGUGAGAGUGUAG